AUGGUCGGCUCCAACGUUAAGAUCUACGUCGUGUGCAGCUCGGUCCUGUAUCUCAAGUUUCUGCUGGCCACGUGUGUGCAGGGUGGCAAGAAGUUCCUUUCGGGAGGUCGUCCGCCUGAGGAUGCCCGUAUGUCUCUCGCCAAGGGCCGCAAGCAGACUUAUGGCCUGGACAAGACCGACGACGAGAAGGUGCUGAAGGCCCGCGAGGUGGAGCAACGCUGGACGCGCAUUGUGACCAACGACCUCGAGUCUAUCCCUUUCGCGCUCUUCAUCUUCGGUUGCGGCGUCUUGACCGGCAGCAACUCCACGGUUCACGCCGGUGCCAUGAUCAUCUAUACGAUCGCUCGUUGUCUACACACCUACGUGUAUGCGCACGCGAUGCAACCGCACCGUGGGAUUUGCUGGGGUCUGAACGUCGUAACCACACUGGUGGGUGUUGGCAAUGCUGUCUUCGCCAUUCUAUAA
Peronospora farinosa is the source of this 465-nucleotide messenger RNA. The record is from the annotation of a GenBank genome assembly. NCBI's taxonomy places the organism in Eukaryota, Oomycota, Peronosporomycetes, Peronosporales, Peronosporaceae.